AUGGGGGAUUCGACCAUAGGGCCGGGUCAUCCGCAUCUCCCUCCCGGGUUUCGGUUUCACCCGACCGACGAAGAACUUGUAGUUCAUUACCUCAAGAAGAAAGCUUCUUCUAUUCCACUUCCGGUCUCAAUCAUCGCUGAGAUUGAUCUUUACAAGUUUGAUCCUUGGGAGCUUCCAAGCAAGGCAAGUUUUGGAGAACAAGAAUGGUACUUCUUUAGUCCUAGAGAUCGGAAGUAUCCCAAUGGCGUUAGGCCGAACCGGGCAGCAACUUCUGGUUACUGGAAAGCCACGGGAACCGAUAAACCAAUAUUUACGUGUAAUAGUCACAAGGUUGGGGUCAAGAAAGCGCUUGUGUUCUAUGGUGGAAAACCUCCUAAAGGGAUUAAAACUGAUUGGAUCAUGCAUGAAUAUCGCCUCACUGAUGGUAACCUUAACAACGCUGCUAAGCCACCUGACUCAACUACGACAAGGAAAAACUCACUACGGCUAGACGACUGGGUUCUAUGUAGGAUCUAUAAGAAGAACAGUUCACAAAGACCAACAAUGGAAAGAGUAUUACUAAGAGAGGAUCUCAUGGAAGGAAUGCUCUCAAAAUCAUCUGCAAAUUCAUCUUCCACAUCGGUCUUAGACAACAACAACAAUAAUAAUAACGAAGAACACUUUUUCGAUGGUAUGGCCGUUUCUUCGGACAAACGUUCCUUGUGUGGUCAGUAUCGUAUAGGUCAUGAGGCUUCUGGAUCUUCUUCUUUCGGGUCCUUCUUAUCGAGCAAGAGGUUCCAUCAUACGAGUGAUCUCAAUAAUGACAACUACAAUGUCUCAUUUGUCUCGAUGCUUAGUGAAAUUCCUCAGAGUUCGGGGUUCCAUGGCAAUGGAGUCAUCGAUACGACGUCGACUCUAGGUGAUCAUGGGGUUUUAAGACAGGCAUUUCAGCUUCCUAACAUGAACUGGCACCCAUAA
Messenger RNA from Eruca vesicaria subsp. sativa (arugula), 957 nucleotides. The record is from the annotation of a GenBank genome assembly. NCBI's taxonomy places the organism in Eukaryota, Viridiplantae, Streptophyta, Magnoliopsida, Brassicales, Brassicaceae.